Molecule: messenger RNA, 874 nt
Organism: Cydia fagiglandana
Lineage: Eukaryota; Metazoa; Arthropoda; Insecta; Lepidoptera; Tortricidae
Product: proteasome assembly chaperone 2
Exons: 1
Coding region: 105-848 (247 amino acids)
Biological process (GO): proteasome assembly
Cellular component (GO): nucleus; cytosol
Source: RefSeq, a predicted model, not a curated record
UGUCGAUGAGUCGAUGACAUGCAGCUUUCCAAGUUUAGAAAUUUGUAAGAUUUUUAAUCAAAUUUUAAAGUUUUUUUUUUAAUAAACCAUUCUGUGAUACAACAAUGGAUCAAAUCAACCUGUGGAAGUUCUUCGAUACUGGUCAUUUGAAGGGGUUCACAUUGAUCAUUCCGAGCGUUGCAGUGGGAAAUGUUGGGCAGCUUGCCUGUGACUUGCUAAUUUCGUCUUUAAAUAUGAAGAAAAUUGCAUCAGUUUACAGCUCAGCUCUUAUCCCGGUGGCUGGUUAUGAUCCGUACGACUUGAAAUCCAGCAAACUUUCAAGCAGUUGUGAAGCAUACAAAUGUGGAGAAAGACAAUUGGUUAUUCUACAGCUGAGAGCACCUCUUGUAUUUGAAUACGCACAAAAUUUCCUAGAGGAUGUUGUAAAACAAUUCAAAGCAAAAAAAAUUAAGGAUAUUAUUGUGCUCACCAGCAGUUUUGCUCAUGAAAGGAAGCACAUAAUGACAUCUCCAUUUAGAUACUUAGCAAGUGAGACUUCACCAUAUGAAGAUUGCUUGAAAUCUUUGAAUUGGUUGGUGCAUGAGUCAUUGGAAGGCGGCAUUAAAAUAUACGGAGGGGGCUUUGCGACUCAAAUAUUUCAAAUUUGUAAAGAGCUUGAUGUGCCCUCUCUCAUAAUAUACAAAUACUGUUCUGAAGGAGACAAUAUUCCUGAUGCCUAUGAAAUGGUUAAUUAUUUAAAUAAUCUUCUGCAGUUUUAUAGUGAAGGAUCAGAUUUGAUGUCUGAGCUAAUACAGCCUGUGUCAUGGAAGCUUCUGUUUGGCCGACCACCACCAAGAGAUAUUUACUAAUGAAAUAUAUUUUGUUUUCCACUGCA